Molecule: messenger RNA, 798 nt
Organism: Penicillium angulare
Lineage: Eukaryota; Fungi; Ascomycota; Eurotiomycetes; Eurotiales; Aspergillaceae
Product: eukaryotic translation initiation factor 3 subunit J
Exons: 3
Coding region: 1-798 (265 amino acids)
Cellular component (GO): eukaryotic translation initiation factor 3 complex; cytoplasm
Molecular function (GO): translation initiation factor activity
Source: RefSeq, a predicted model, not a curated record
AUGCCGCCUUCAAAGUGGGACGAAGAGGAGGAGGAUAGCUCCCCACCUCCCCCUGUCGCACCCCGUCGCAGAUUCGAUGACGAGGAAGAAGAGGAUGUCCUUGACUCCUGGGACGCCGCGGAAGACUCUGAGGUAGAGCGCGAGAAGGCGAAGAAGGCCGCAGAAGCCGAUGCUGCUGCUAAGGCCAAGGCUGCCGCCAACAAGAAGACCAAGGCUCAGCGUAUUGAAGAGCACCGUGAGCAACGGAGGAAAGAUGCCGAUGAAAGCGACUUCGACGAGGAAGAAACUGAGGCUGAGCGCCGUGAGCGCAUGCGCCGCCAAGAGAUCGACUCCGAUCUGUCUCACGCCAAUGACCUCUUCGGAGAGGUCGACACAAAGCGCAACCGUGGUGCCCCCAAGGCUAUCGUCAUUAGCGACAAUGUUGAUCCUACCAAGUCCGUUGAUCUCUCUUCGAUGCCUCUGUUCAAGCCUACCACCAAGGACCAAUUCACUCGCCUGUCCGAUGCCCUCAUUCCCCUCAUUACACCACACUCGAAGAAGCCCCAGUACGCCAUCUGGGCGCAGGACUUUACCCGCCGUUUGGUCAAGGAACUUCCCAGCUCAGAGAUCAAGAAGAUUGCUAGCGCAUUGACCACUGCUAGUAACGAGAAGAUGCGUGAGGAGCGUGCUGCUGACAAGGGCAACAAGAAGACCAAGGCUGCUAAGACCAAGGUUUCUCUGGUCGCAAACCGUGACAACCAACUUGACAGCAAUAACUACGAUGGCGGUGAUGGUCUCGGUGAUGAUGACUUCAUGUAA